Messenger RNA from Balaenoptera ricei (Rice's whale), 3528 nucleotides. It is a transcript of the gene AP1AR, whose product is annotated as adaptor related protein complex 1 associated regulatory protein. NCBI's taxonomy places the organism in Eukaryota, Metazoa, Chordata, Mammalia, Artiodactyla, Balaenopteridae. Gene Ontology annotation, biological process: negative regulation of substrate adhesion-dependent cell spreading; negative regulation of cell motility; regulation of Arp2/3 complex-mediated actin nucleation. The transcript is spliced from 11 exons. The record is from RefSeq and is a predicted model, not a curated record. Gene Ontology annotation, molecular function: AP-1 adaptor complex binding. Bases 409 to 1137 code for a protein of 242 amino acids.
CCCGGGAAAGCCCGGGGGUGUGGCGGCGACUGUGGCCAGGCGCCGGUCUGGGUGCGCCGGAGGGCGGGGAGUGGCCUCUUUCGGCGCCUGGAGGCGGUCACUGGAUCUGAGCUUCGGGGUCUGAGGCGAGCGAGGGGCCAUGAGGACAACGAGGGAGUCUAGAGACCGCUGCCCGGCACUCCUCCCUCGCACAGCGGCGACUCGGCGGCCGCUGGAGUAACCGCUGCCUUUGUUCCGAGCGCCUGUCCCUCCCGUCGCCCUAGCCUCUCACUCCGCCGCGCUCCGGCCGGCCCGCCCUCGGUCCCCGAACCCCCAUUCGGCUCGUGCCGCGCGGAUGCGGCUGACGGGCCUGGGUUUGGGCUUUGAGCUGGAGGAGGAGGAGGAGCGGCGGCACCUGGGCGGCAUGCAAUGGGGAACUGCUGCUGGACGCAGUGCUUCGGGCUCCUCCGCAAGGAAGCUGGGCGGCUGCAGCGAGUAGGCGGAGGCGGAGGAUCCAAGUAUUUUAGAACAUGCUCAAGAGGUGAGCACUUAACUAUAGAGUUUGAGAAUCUAGUAGAAAGUGAUGAAGGGGAAAGCCCAGGAAGCAAUCAUAGGCCUCUUACUGAGGAAGAAAUUGUUGACCUGAGAGAGAAGCAUUAUGAUUCUAUUGUUGAAAAACAGAAAGAUCUUGAUAUGAAAAUCCAAAAAGAGUUAGCCUUACAAGAAGAGAAGUUAAGACUAGAAGAAGAAGCUUUAUACGCUGCACAGCGUGAAGCAGCCAGGGCAGCAAAGCAGCGAAAGCUCUUGGAGCAAGAAAGACAGAGAGUUGUGCAGCAAUACCAUCCUUCAAACAGUGGAGAAUAUCAAAGUUCAGGACCAGAAGAUGACUUUGAAUCUUGUUUGAGAAAUAUAAAGUCACAGUAUGAAGUUUUUCGAAGUAGUAGACUCUCAUCAGAUGCCACAGUUUUGACACCAAAUACAGAAAGCAGUUGUGAUUUAAUGACCAAAACUAAGUCAACUAGUGGAAAUGAUGACAGCACAUCUUUAGAUCUAGAAUGGGAAGAUGAAGAAGAUAAAUACCCAGAAGUGGAACUGCUGAAUCAUAUGGCAUCUGUCAUCUGGCCCCCCCGGUUCAGUGUUAGCUCCGGAUAUCCCUAGCGACCAGGGAUGUGGGACACUGACUCCUCACUGGUCCUGCUUUUGCUGUCUGUGUAAGUAAUAAACUUUCUAAAUCUAUUCAGCUGCAUUGCCUUUCUAUUGGCCAAAUCUAUGGAAGUAUGACAGCCAAACUAGCAGCUACGGCUACUCUUGAUGAUAACUUAUUGGUUUCUGACUUAAUAAAUGUAGUGGGAGUAACAGGUUUGGGAAAUUGGAGGAAAUUAAGAGCUCUGUUUUGGAAAGUUAAAUUUGAGGUAUUUAUUAAAAAAAAAACCUGAAUGAAGAUGUCUGCCAAGUAGGUGAUGGGAUAUAUGUCUACAGCUCAGAGAAGAAUAGGUACAAGUUUAGGAGUCAGUAGUAGGUAAAUAGUAAUUUAAGUAAUUAUUCCAGCUGAGAUCCCCCUGAGGAAGCAGACAGGCAGAGAAGCCCAAUUAAGUGUUGCCCUUCAGAAGUCGGGGGUAGAGAACAGGCCAAAAGAAGCAGAUAGGGGAGGAAUUCGAGGAACCAAAGAAAUGUGGUGUCACCAGAGCCAGAAAGAGAGGAGUCAAUGAUAUCAAAUGCUACUUGGGCACUGAGAGAAAGGGCAGGUGCAUCAGCUGGGCUUGGGAACAUGAAUAUUGCAUGUUCCAUUUUUUCAAAUGAAGGGAUGGAAACUGAGAAGUAUCUUGUAAGGGGUGAAGAAUAAAGAAUGGCCAGUGUAGAUAAUUUAUUUGAAAAGUUGCGGUCAGAGCAGAGAAAUGGGGUAACUGGAGGGUAUAUGGAGUUGUGUGAGGGUUUUAAGAUGCUAGAACUUUUUAAAUGGUAUAACCAGGAAUUAUGCCUGCUUUUAUUUUUUUUUUUUCCAGUAAUUGGAGUGCUGUGCAACUUGUGGGGAUCUUAGUUCCCAGACCAGGGAUUGAACCUGCACCCUCGGCAGUGAAAGCGCGGAGUCCUAACCACAGGACCGCCAGGGAAUUCCCAUGUCACAUCUUAUUUUGACUGUCUAUCCUCAGAAGUUUCCUGUUUUAAAAUAUUACUACCUUGAUUUGGGUUUUUGAGAAAUGAUUCCACUAACAGUAUUAAGAAAGCCGUUGUGUUCCCCUGCAUCUCACGAUGAUGUCUUCUAUGAAGAUGCUAGUAAGCAAUGCCAACCUGGCUCAUCUCUAGUCCUUCAGUGGCCUUCCACCAGCAACAAAAUGUUGAAUCCAGCAUCAGCGCUAAAACCACUGCUUUCCUAUUUUUUUCACCAGUGUCCCUGCCCUAAAUGCAUCGCUUAGAGAGGUACCUAGCCAAAUAAAUAUUUUCAUGUAGGUUGAAUAGUAGAAUGAUGAGUGAUUGGACUUGGGUACAACUCAUACCAACUAGAAGCCCAGUAAAUUCCAAUCACAAUUUUCCAAGUGCUCAUCCUCCGUCAUCACCUGAAAUGGAAGAUCUAAUUGUUUCAAUCAGGCUCCAGAAAGUAAAAUAGUAACCCUGUUAACAGAUAACGAUUACUAUAAGGAAUUAAAUAAGUGUUAGAGAACUGAAAAUGUUAAAAGGGCCAUGAGAUAACAUGGAAUCAGCUACCAAAUAUAUACACACGAAAUGUGUGAACAACAGUUAUCUCCUGGUAGUAAAGAUUAUAGCUAAUUUUUCCACAAGGCAUAUUAAAACUAAUACUACACUCAUGUUAGAGCCUAAAAGUAAUGCUUCUUCAAGUCAGUCAAUGCAGUAGAUAGUAGAGACAGAAUCUUCUAGAAUAUGGUUAUAUAAUCACAUAGCAUAUGAGAUUUCACCAUUGGAAAGCACCCCCUUGUCAUAAAGUUGCAGGUUCAAGAAGAGACUGCCUAUGACUGUAACACUGGCACCAAUUAAUACACCCCUUUACUGAAAGAGCCCAAGAAAAAUCAGUUUCCUGGGACAAGUGAGUCCUUAAGAGGUGAACUGCGAGUCUCACAACUUACCUGCAGUGCCUAGUAUCAAACACCAACAUUUCUGUUUGCCCUCACCCACACCCCACUGUGGCCACUUUCUGAGAAAAUGCUUUUCUCAUCCACAUGGUCACUGACAGGAGCAGCCAUCAUUUAACGUGACCUGAGGCAAGUUCAUUGGUAGAUGGGUGGGCACCUGACCCAAGCUGACCCUUCUCUUGGACUGGAAUUGGGAGAUAAGGUUCUCUUUGGGUGGGUGAUCAGUAACUUAUAGCACUUGGGAGCUACUGGUGGCCAUGUGCCUCCAUGUGGGGUGAGGAACAAAUAAUGGAGCCAAUAUGCAUUGAGGGGCACAGCUGGAUGUGUCUGAGUCCCCAGCCACAGCCUCUGCCUGCGGCCUACUGCAGUCCUCCCUUACAGCAGUCUAAAAACAGUUCCUCCCUUUCUUCAGAAAGAGUUUCAAAGAAAAUGGUUAGAGAAUUAAACUUGACUUUAUUAUGUA